AGUUCUGACUUGAAUAGAGAUGUAGUAAUAAAAUAAGCAUACUUACAAAGUUAGGAUAUUUCAAGGUUUUAAUGACCCAGCCUACAAAGGCUGAUGUAUACAAGGGUUCACAUUUUACUUCCCGUUUUAUUUUUACCUGAAAUUAUCACAUCCGUGUUGUAACAUGUUAAAGAACUGACUAAGUGAAAAACAGAGAGAUUUAAGUCACCGUAAGUCAAUUAUUUACGUUCUAACGUAGGAUAUCAGUCUCAUUUCUCUUGCAAUGCCUGGUCGUCUGGUUAGCUUGGUGGACUGAUUAUCUCGACGGUCCCGGGUUCAAGCCCAGCUCGCUGCCAUCGCCCGUCGUCCAGCGAGAGAUAUUAUAAUAUGUCGAUAUUAAAAUUGUAUAAACAAGCCAGCCAUCUUUUAUUGUGCCUUGUUUUUCUGGUCGAAGACGGUCUUCAUGGAGAGGCUCAAAAAGCUGAAGCUGUUAUUGACAUACAAUUGCAUUCUACAUCUAAUUACAGAAUAACAUUUAUCCUAAGAAACGAUUCAUAUAGCAAAUUUCAAGAGAAUUUAUUCAGCAACAAAAAUUCGACAAUUACAUUCAAAUAUCUGGAUGAUGGUAGUGGUUCUUACAUAACCACUAUUACAGCAAGUGACGAUCAAAAUCAGAAAGAAAAUCUUUUUUAUACGUGUUUCAUUAAUGAGUCCAUAAUGGCCUUACAUUGUCGUAGAAAUAUCAGCUGUACCAUACAGAACUGUUUAUUAUGUAACAACGGUAUAGGUAUAAGGUGGAUGUAUAACGGAUAUAUAAGUUCUAACUAUAUCACAAACAAAACAGAACAUUGUGAUGAUGGGCAAGCGAUAGUGAUGUACGCAAUAAUUGAUAAUGUGUACUCAAUAUCAACCUCAACAGUUUCAUCAACAACGCCAUCACAUUUAUCAACACUAAACUUAACGAAACUUUCAACUAUAGCCAUUCUACAAGAAAAUACUUCGAGCGAGACAAAAUGUGUCAAAGCUGAACUCAAUUUGCCUUCCGUUGUGUCCGUCAGUGUGUCUGUCACUGUGGCUGUGUGUACUGCACUUUUUAUUCUCAUGCUUGUCAUUUGGAGAAAAAGAAAGUGUAAAACAGUUUCAAAUAAUUCUCAAAACGGGAUCCCACAGAACUAUGAUAACUUGCAAAGUGCUGAGAGUAUACAAGGAACAGAUCCAAGAAAUUACACAUACAAUACACCCAUUUUUAGUUUUAAAACUACUAAUUUUGAGAACAACAAUUCAAAUAACACGAACGAACAUACCAUAAGACUGGAUAGAAUAACAGAAAGGGAAACAACUGUUCACACUACAAUAAUGAACGAUAAAAUAACUGCCACAUUAAGCGCUGCUUUAGAUUCUGAAAAGCUAAAUGCGUACAACAAUGUUAUAAACGAUACCAGAGCUCAAGAUCGCUUCAGUCCUUCAAAAUGCGUUGCAUUUAAAAAAGACAAUGUUUACGAUGACAUUGAUCAUAACCAAAGCAAUGCAAAAUCUAAACAUCCAAGCAUGGAAAUUAAUUACGCAAAUAACGGUUACAACAAUAUCCUGUGACAUUCCAAAGUUUGGACCAUAUAUUUAGUUUAGUUAAGUUAUCAAAACUAUUAAAUCUACAUUUUUUUUACCAAAUAAUUCACAUUUUCUUAUGCAUUUAGGUACAUAUCUGUAAAAUAAAAAAAAAGCACAAAUUAAAAUCAAAUUAAGGAUUAUAGGCAGGUAAGGAUAAGCCAUUAAAUCCAUUCAUAUGCAGAAUGUAAAGACAGAAAGUUGGAAAAUAACAAAGGACCAAAGGUAGGAUGGAAAGGUAUAGUGUAGCCGUAAAUAUAUAUAUAUUUUUACAAUGGUUAAUAACAUCAACUACUGUUUGUAAGCAAGUUUCCAACAUUCUUACCUCACAUAGACUCGACUAAACAUCUUUUAAGACAUUUACAAAACUCGGUUUAAGUUUAUUAUUAAAUACAUACAUCUUUACCAUAGUGCGGACUGCAACUCCGACCAUUCACCAGUGCUAAGCAAAAUCAAACUACUUCUCAAGAAGGCUUACACUUCCACUCAACCCAGAACUAGGCGAAUUAACGUCAACCAUGUAGGUGACCCAGAGAAGUGUGCACUCUUUGGCGAGCUCCUGAACAGUUCAAUCUCCUCGUUAAGUGAUGAAGAAGACAUCUCUAUCAGAAGGGAAAAAUUAAGAGAUGUAAUCUACAGUUCGGCAAUCACCGCCUUUGGGCCUCAAAAACACAAAAAUGUAGACUGGUUUGAGGCGAAUCUAGCACUUAUGGAACCUUGCAUCGAGAAAAAACGAUCUGCACACCUCGCUCAAAAGACAAAGCCUAGUCCAAAAUCUUUGGAGGCCUUCAAAAGUGCUAAUAAAGAGGCGAAACAAAUGGCUAGAAAAUGUGCUAACAACUUUUGGAGGGAUACCUGCAACAGAAUCCAAGACAGUCUCCACUCAGGAAAUAGCAAAGCUCUAUUUGAUGGAAUUAAAGCGGCCCCUGGGUCCAACAGUGUCUAAGCCUGCCCCCCUUCUAUCCAAAUCAGGAGAAAAAAUUACAGAUCAAACCAAGCAACUAGAACGAUGGACAGAACACUACCUCGAAGUCUAUGCCACACAGAAUACAGUAGACGAUGUCGCCCUGGCUUAUCUACCAGAUCUUCUAGUACUGGAAUGCCUAGAUGAGCUUUCGAGCCUUAGUGACCUCAAAAAAGCAAUUAACUUCAUACGAAAUAGAAAAUCUCCUGGGAGUGAUGGUAUCCCAGUGGAAGUAGUGAAAGUCAACGAAUCACUCCUGCUCCCUGAACUCUAUAUUCUCCUCUGCCGCUGUUGGGAAACAGGUCAUGUCUCACAGGACAUGCGUGACGCAACUAUAGUCACAAUAUACAAGAACAAAGGGGAUCGGAGUGACUGCAACAAGUACAGGGGUAUCUCUCUCCUCAGUAUAGUGGGAAAGAUCUUUGCUAGAGUGGCACUAUUCAGGCUGCAAGUGAUAGCUUCUAGAGUCUACCCAGAGUCUCAGUGUGGAUUCAGGAGUGGUAGAUCCAGUAUAUACAUGAUUUCUUCUCUACGACUACUGCAGGAGAAAUUCAGAGAGAGAGAGAGACAGACCCCUUUACAUUGUUAUUGUUGAUCUGACUAAAGCUUUUGACAUGGUCAGCAGAAGUGGCCUUUUCAAACUCCUGAGGAAAAUAGGUUGCCCUCCCAAACAACUGAAGUUCAUUGAGUGUUUUCACGAGGAAACUAAAUGUACUGUCAAAUUCAAUGGAGCCCAAUCAGCACCUUUUGAGGAUUGCAGUGGUUUCAAGCAGGAUGUGUGCUCGCACCUACUCUGUUUGGCAUUUUCUUCUCCUGUCUACUGCAUUAUGCGUACAACGACAUAAACGAAUGUGUGUUUCUCCAUACAAGAUCCUCUGGAAAACUAUUUAAUGUAUCAAGGCUGCGGGCAAAAACCAAGGUUAGGAAGCCACUCGUGAGGGAACUCCUGCAUGCUGAUGAUGCAGCUAUUGUGGCUAUUGUGGCUGAUUCUGAUAUUUAGCUACAGUCCCUGGUUGACAAACUAUCUGCUGCCUGCCAGAAGUUCGGCUUAAACAUCAGUCAAAGCAAGACUAAGAUACUUGUCCAAAACACAAACACUGCACCUCAAGUAAGCAUUAAUGCCUAAGGUGGAUCUUUAAAAUAAGAUGGAAAGAUAAGAUAACCAAUGAGGAAGUGCUACAAAGAGCAGGGUGCCAGGACAUCCGCUCUGUUAUCAGCAGCAGACGCCUUGGCUGGCUUGGCCACGCUCGUAGAAUGCCAGUAGGUCGACUUCCACAGGACAUCAUGUAUGGAGAUCUAAUAGAAGGCAGGAGAGCCGCUGGUCGCCCACUUUUACGUUAUACGGAUGUAUACGACAUGAAGCUCUUCAAAAUCGACACUGGCAACUGGGAAGAGGUGGCACUGGAUAGAUCCACAUGGAGAGAGCAUAAAGGAAGGGUCACAGAUUGCAGAUGUCAUACACAACAGAAGCAGAAAGAAGAGGGAAAAUGCAACGGCGCCUGGUGAUUAUAUAUGCCCUACCUGCGAUCGCAGCUGUGUAUCAAGGACUGGCCUCUUUAGUCACACAAGAAGUUGCAAAGGGAAAAGAUCAUCUAUCGAGACGUAAAAUGCCACAGAGACAUCUUUACAAUAAUUUGGAUUUGACCUCUUGACCCUAAUUUUAACAGCCUUAUGUUACAUAGCCUGACAAUCACUUACCUCGAUUUAGAUUAUCGGGCACUGUUCGGCGCACAUAUCCAUGCAAGCUCUAUAACAGCCUCAUGCGACUACACAAUCUCAUUCCUGGGACGUUUUGUUUUUGUUUUUUCAUUAAAAAAUAUGAAACAACUUAUUAUUGAUAAUGAGAUUUAGGGAAUUUUUUGGCAAGAAAUUAACAUUUAAUAUUGGUGAAUAGAGCAAUAUCGAACAAAUGUUUAGCUU
Biomphalaria glabrata is the source of this 4468-nucleotide messenger RNA. RefSeq lists its product as uncharacterized. The record is from RefSeq and is a predicted model, not a curated record. Bases 367 to 1572 code for a protein of 401 amino acids. The transcript has 4 exons. NCBI's taxonomy places the organism in Eukaryota, Metazoa, Mollusca, Gastropoda, Planorbidae.